CUGGGAGUCAAAACAAAAAUCUUCUGGAAAGUCGUCCUCAAAUUUGAAUAGCAAGCUAACUCACCUAAAACCGAGAGCGUUAGCAAAGUCGUUUUCAAAUGUUAUUUGAAUCAACUUUAACAUCUGCAUUUCACUUAAUCUGAUGUAUUUCAUUAUGGGAGCUUCACAAAAGUUGCGCUUUUUCUACAACUUUCCCUGCUCCGUUUUCGUGGCAUAGCUGGAAAGCUAACGCUGCUUGGUGUAGUAUAUGUUAGCCUAGCUUUGCUCUCCCCACACAAAAGCCCUGCCUCUUCUCGGCGUUGUUGGACACCAGAAGUUUCAAACUUUACUCACUGGUUUUCAGCGAAACGCCAUCAAAAUGUCUAUCCUAGGAUUAAAGAAGAAACAGCCAAAGACUUUUAAAGUCAAAGUCAUCACUAUGGACGCUGAAAUGGAGUUCAGCUGUGAGGUUAAGUGGAAAGGGAAAGACCUCUUUGAUCUGGUGUGUCGCACUGUUGGUUUGAGGGAGACCUGGUUUUUUGGACUCAGAUACACAGUAAAGGACACCUACGCCUGGCUGAAACCAGAGAAACGGGUUUUGGACCAGGAGGUCCCAAAGGACUCUCCCAUAACAUUUCAUUUCCUGGCUAAAUUCUUCCCAGAAAAAGUAGAAGAGGAGCUGGUUCAAGAAAUUACUCAGCACCUCUUCUUCUUACAGGUGAAGAAACAGAUACUGGAUGAGGAGAUCUUCUGUUCCCCUGAAGCUUCGGUUCUUUUGGCAUCAUAUGCUGUCCAAGCCAAGUAUGGAGACUAUGAUCCAAACUUUCAUAAACCAGGCUUCCUAGCACAAGAUGAGCUUUUGCCAAAAAGAGUUCUGAUGCAGUACCAAAUGACAGCAGACAUGUGGGAGGAGAAGAUCACAGCUUGGUAUGCUGAGCACAGAGGCCUCGCCAGAGAUGAAGCUGAGAUGGAAUACCUAAAGAUUGCUCAGGAUCUUGAGAUGUACGGCGUCAGCUACUUUGAAAUUACUCAAAAUAAGAGGGACACAGACCUGCUGCUUGGAGUUGACGCCCAGGGUCUUCACAUCUACAACCCCAACAGCAAACUCACUCCUAACAAGUCCUUUCCUUGGAGCGGCAUCCGUAAUAUAUCAUAUAGUGAAAAGGAGUUCACAAUCAAACCCCUGGACAAGAAGAAAGAUGUUUUCAAGUUCUACUCAUCUCAGCUCCGUGUCAACAAGCUGAUCCUGCAGCUGUGCAUUGGAAAUCAUGAUUUAUUCAUGAGGAGGAGGAAGGUGGAUUCAAUCGAAGUACAGCAGAUGAAGGCCCAAGCCAAAGAGGAAAAGGCCCGAAAGAAGAUGGAGCGUCAGAUCCUGGCACGGGAGAAACAGAUGAGGGAGGAAGCUGAACGAGCAAAAGAGGAAAUGGAACGAAGACUUUUCCAGCUGCAGGAUGAGGCGCGACUGGCUAACGAGGCACUGCUGCGAUCUGAGGAGACAGCAGACCUGCUGGCAGAGAAAGCUCAGAUUGCUGAGGAGGAAGCAAAGCUGUUGGCCCACAAAGCUGCAGAAGCUGAGCAGGAGAGGCAGAGGUUAGAGGUCGCAGCCAUGAAGACCAAGGAGGAGAAAAGACUCAUGGAGCAGAAGAUGAGGGAGGCAGAGCAGCUGGCUGUAAAACUGGUGGAGCAGUCUGAGCGGAGGUUGAAGGAAGCUGAUCACCUGAAACAGGACCUGACUGAGGCAAAGGACGCUGAGCGGAGAGCCAAGCAGAAGCUGUUGGAGAUCACCAAAACAACUUACCCUCUCAUAGCAGCUUAUUCUGCUCCCCCCGCUCCUCCUGCUCCUCCUGAAGCUGCCGACUUUGCCUAUGAGUCAGCACCUGCACGCCUCGACUUCAAGGACUCCGACAUGAAAAGGCUGUCUAUGGAGAUUGAGAGAGAGAGGCUGGAGUACAUGGAGAAGAGUAAACACCUUCAGGACCAGCUGAAGGAACUCAAGUCCGAGAUCGAGUCUCUGAAGCUAGAAGAGCAGCAGCAGCAGGCCAGCCUCUACAACCUGCACAGUGAGGCGAGGGGGUACAUCCCGGAGCCCGUCUACAUACCUCACAGCAAUAGAAACUCUGCAUACAUGUCUCAGAUGGCCUUCUUUGAAGAAGUGUGAUCCUAGUCCUGCAAGAUGGUGGGAACAGCUGCUGUGACACGGCGUUCUCAGCAUGUUUGGUUAAUUUUUAACUGACUGAAGCUAACAGAUCAACAGACACUCUUUGUGUUUUGGAAAGACUUUAAAUCUGUCCUCAAUGAUGAACUAAUAACACUAGUGUGUCUGCCUGAGCAGACUGUUAGGCUGGGUUGUGCCACCUGUAACACUGCAGCAGCAUCAGCAUUUCUCUUCGAGCCCGUUAUUGGAUGACAUAUAUCCAGCGCUUCUUCAGGAUAAGUUGAUGAGGAUGGUACAUAAGAGUUUUUGUUUAUACCUAGCUGUAUUGUGGUCCGAUAUAGAACUUAUGCCUGCCUUAAUUUUGAGCUAUCCAUUAAUGCCUUAAAAUAUUUUGAGACUGGGAUUAUGUAUAAAAAAAAAAAAAAAAAAG
Archocentrus centrarchus (flier cichlid) is the source of this 2564-nucleotide messenger RNA. RefSeq names its product NF2, moesin-ezrin-radixin like (MERLIN) tumor suppressor b (gene nf2b). The transcript has 17 exons. The record is from RefSeq and is a predicted model, not a curated record. Gene Ontology annotation, molecular function: actin binding. Gene Ontology annotation, cellular component: cytoskeleton. Lineage: Eukaryota; Metazoa; Chordata; Actinopteri; Cichliformes; Cichlidae. The coding region runs from base 359 to 2137 and encodes 592 amino acids.